AUGCCGCCAAGGAGAAGACCCUCUCGGGCCGACGAGGACUCACCGCCUAUACGGACUGGCCCGGCCGUCACUCAGAACCUACCUAGCAUGCCAUCCAGGUUCGAUACAUCUUAUGGUUCCGCUCCCUCCACUAUGCCGAGGAACAGUCGUCGCGGACAAGUUCGCAAUAUCCAGGUCGCUCUCGAGGACGCACUGAAUGACGAUGACGACAGUGAUGAUGGCGGCCCGCGUCGCGCGAGGCGACCAUCCGUCCCACCGAGACCGAAUCGCAGACAGCAGCCUGAGCCGGAGCAAGAGUCAGAGUCGGAGUCGGAGCCAGAGCCGGAACCAGGACGCCAGUCGGAGCCGGACAAUGAGCCAGACUUCGAUCCUGGUUUUGACGCAGCCUCGAAUUCACCUGCUAGCAGACACAGCUCACCGCCGCGGCAGAGUCCCCCGAGACGAGGUAAGCCCGGCCACGUGGACAUCCCUUUGUCCCUUGUUUGCAUUGUACCAGUCUCAGAUCUCUUACUAAGACAACACCAGCCUCAUCGGUCGACCCUGCCGAAUUCCAGCCAGCUGCCCAUCGCGGAGGUCGCGACCAGAGGAUCUUGCCUACUUCAGCUCCCCUCAGAGGCCCUAAUCUUCCGCCGCCAGUAA
Messenger RNA from Colletotrichum siamense, 639 nucleotides. RefSeq lists its product as uncharacterized. The transcript has a single exon. The record is from RefSeq and is a predicted model, not a curated record. Bases 1 to 639 code for a protein of 212 amino acids. Lineage: Eukaryota; Fungi; Ascomycota; Sordariomycetes; Glomerellales; Glomerellaceae.